AUGGUCACGCAGAGUAGCCUGUUAGACAGAGUCUGGCUGUACACUCACAAACGAUCUCCCAUUCUGCUGGCGUUGCAUCCUCCCUCACAAUCUAGCCUUAUAUCUAGCGAGGGGCACUUGGAAGAGCAAACAGAACCAACAGUGCAGUCGAGAAGAUACAUCCCCAACACCAUCAUGAACACAAAUAUGCACCCACAAAGCUUGGAUAGUGUCCGUUCAGGAGAAGAAGCGAAGAGUGAGAACGAAGAUAGCAACACGCGGUCCGGCGCCAUAAGCCUCAUACGUGCGCGGACUAUUUCUCGAUCAUCAACACCAAGGGAUACCCAAGAAGGCUGUUCUAGCGAGCAAGCUGACGACAGCCAACAGGCUGUUUCGAUUCCCCGGAUUGUGGUGAUGGAACCUCCUGGGGAUUCAAAGGCCAAAAGGAAUAAGAUGAAGAAGAAUAAGUACAAGAAGAAGAAACUCCUGCUAGGUGAUUCCGAAAGCGAGACUUCUGGGAGCCAGGGCUCUGGAUUGAACGGUAAGCCUACCGCGGAAUCGAAUACUUCGAAUGAUACUUCGUCUCAUAUGAAAGAAAUAGAGGACUUGUCUCACUCUGCUUGGAUGCCAGCCAAAGGCCUGAACUCUGGCGGCUGUGCAAAUAAAGAAAAGCCCAUGUCAGGCAGCAAUGUGUCUGAGAGAUGUACAGUGGACAGUGACAAGAAGCGAGAUUUGAUAGAGUCACUAAGCAAGUUGGACAUCAAAGGCAAGCAGCGGGUCUGGCAAGUGAACGCAGUCACAGGCAACGAUACAUUGGAGGAGAUAAAUACACAGCGUGGUCCCCAACCGGUGGACAGGGCGAGAAGAACUGUGCUCGCUCCUUCAUAUGCCACGGUCCUUUCUGGAAAACGUGCCAGUAUCGAGGGUCCAUCUUCUAUGCCAAACAACAGUGAUUCCCUCCUACCGACGACCAUGGAAUUCCCCAAACUCACAGACAAGACUUCCGCCGGACAGGAUAGCAGUCCUGAAGCACGCUCCGGUCAUGCAAAGCUCUCGCCUAUUCCGGAAAUAUCAGGUGAAUUUGCAGGUGAUAACUCCAACGACAUACCGCUCAGUCAAACGGACCUAGAAACCGCAGGUUCCAGUUCACUUGACAACCCAAUCUCGACCCCUGUGUCCACAGUAUCCACUGGCUGGAGCAGCACAGCACUGCAAAUCAGCCCACAAACGACUGAGCCGUCUUCUGAACCAUCCUCGUCCAAGGCAGUCAGCCAUCGCCACGCCACUAGUCUUCACCACGCCCAUCCCCUACCACCCACACCCCCAAGUAGCACCCAUUCCCACUCCCUGUCGACAGCCAACGCUACCAUAACUAACGCCCAGGGCACCCUCUCCGCCCAGAAACCAGAGGGGUUCUUUUGGCAACUUGACAGCCACGGCUUCCCCUGUGCCAAAGCCCACUGCGAGAAACGCUGCAACCUCUGGGACGGAGCAACAGUGAUCUGUCCACGAUGCGGGCCCUACUCCGAAGUACGGUAUUGCAGUAGAGCCCACCUACUUGAGGACAUCAAACCUCACUGGCUCUACUGCGGACAGAUGGUAUUUCAACACCCAUGUCGUGAAACCUCAAUCCCAAGACGAGUCCGCGCUGGACCUCCUCUCAUCCCGUGCCUGCAUCACUACGACAUGCCGGAGCGUCAUCGCCAAGCCGUGCACUUCAAUAUGAAUGCCAGAGAAGGCGAUUACUUCAUCUUCACGGACUGGCUGGAUUUUGUUACCGCCGGACUACCAGGUGAUAAAACGGCUAUACGAUGUUCGAAUAGAAUAAUGUACGUGGUUAAAUUUGAUGAUGCGGCAGAGAAAGAUCGAUUCCGUCGUGUUCUGGCGGCUUGCCUCUUUAUGACCAUCGAACUCCCUGAUCUGACCGACUAUCUUUACCGUCUAAUCCGCGACAAACUGCGCCUGGCCAACGCUCCCAACCACAUUGAACCCUCCCUGCGCUACCAAUUCCUGCAAGAAUUUAAUGUGACCAUCCAAGAGCGCAUCACUGGCUCUCGUCACGCCUGUGAAACAGACUGGGACGGCCGAAACCGCCGUAAUUGUCAGGAUCCGGUGUGUCGGGCUGAGUAUCGUCGGCUGCUAGGAUCCGUUGGUGGAAGAGGAUACAGUCGGAUGAUUGAGACGCUCGAGUCAACUUAUUGGAUUCUGAGGGCAGCCAGGACGACCCACCCUAGUGUGAAGGAUGCGAUGAAACGUAUGAUGGGGGAGGGGUAUGCGGAGGUGGCGGAGGAAGAUAGACGGGCCUUUAGAAGGGGGGAUGGGUGGGAUGGGGCGGGUUCGGGUGAUAUGGAGAUAGAGGGGUUUAAUGAGGGGGAUGAGUAG
Messenger RNA from Aspergillus niger, 2361 nucleotides. RefSeq lists its product as uncharacterized. The record is from RefSeq and is a predicted model, not a curated record. Lineage: Eukaryota; Fungi; Ascomycota; Eurotiomycetes; Eurotiales; Aspergillaceae. The coding region runs from base 1 to 2361 and encodes 786 amino acids. The transcript is spliced from 5 exons.